Lytechinus variegatus (green sea urchin) is the source of this 5769-nucleotide messenger RNA. RefSeq names its product myotubularin-related protein 2-like. The coding region runs from base 111 to 2123 and encodes 670 amino acids. The record is from RefSeq and is a predicted model, not a curated record. Gene Ontology annotation, biological process: dephosphorylation. The transcript is spliced from 16 exons. Gene Ontology annotation, molecular function: phosphatidylinositol-3,5-bisphosphate 3-phosphatase activity. Lineage: Eukaryota; Metazoa; Echinodermata; Echinoidea; Temnopleuroida; Toxopneustidae.
UGGCGCACUUCAGGAAAUCCAAAAUUUGUCACGGAAAAAUGUCAGCAGAGCCAGAGGCAAUGCGCAAGGAGUAAGACAAACCCAACUUAAUUUGAUCAUAGAUUAUAACAAUGGAAGUAAAAAACGGGACAGAUUCACCAGAUGAUAAUUCAAGACAACAGAAACAUGCAAGGCAAGGUAGUGUUACAAAUGUCGAUGGAGUAAACCAUGGCGUGAAUGACCAGAGACAAGCUGCUCGGGCGAUGAAUCAGGGCGCAGCGGGGAGACGGGCUCCACCCUCGGGUAACUCCGGGGCAGAGGUCCAGCUGCAAAUGCAAGUGACGACGCCUUCUGGUGGGAGCGACACCUUAAAAAGCCAGUCCGGAAAAGGCCCUCGAGAAGAAAACAGUAAACUUGCCCAGCCAGAGGAAAUUCCAUUACUCCUUGGUGAAAGGAUAGAAGGCAUUGCCAAGGAUGUAACCUACCUGUGUCCCUUUACCGGCCCCAUGCGUGGUACUCUGACUAUCACCAACUACAAGCUUUACUUCAAGGGAGGAGAUAGGGAGCCACCAUUUAUUCUUGAUGUUCCUCUUGGUGCUGUUUAUAGAGUAGAAAAGGUUGGUGGUUCCACUAGCAGGGGAGAAAACUCAUAUGGUCUCGAAGUCUUCUGCAAGGAUAUGAGAAACCUGAGGUUUGCUCACAAGCAAGAGAAUCAUUCCAGAAGACUGGUUUAUGAGAAAGUACAAACCUAUGCAUUUCCAGUAUCAAAUAAAUUGCCCUUCUUUGCCUUUGAAUACAAGGAGUAUUACAAUGAGGAUGGAUGGGCAGUAUAUGACCCAGUGGCUGAGUACAAGAGACAGGGACUGCCCACUGAGAGCUGGAAAAUCUCCAGAAUCAAUGAGAAUUUCACCUUCUGUGAUACCUACCCUGCUAUUCUUGCCAUACCUGCAGCAGCAGAUGAUGAACUCCUCAGACAAGUGGCUGCAUUCAGAAGUAGAAACAGAUUACCGAUCAUGUCGUGGCUGCAUCCACAGAGCCAGGCCACUAUCACACGAUGCAGCCAGCCCCUGGUUGGGGUCGGGGGUAAGAGAAGUAAGGAGGAUGAGAAAUAUAUUCAGAUGAUCCUAGACGCCAAUGCUCAGUCCCACAAACUGCUUAUUAUGGAUGCCAGGCCGACAGUCAAUGCAGUCGCAAAUAAGGCUAAGGGAGGUGGUUAUGAGAAUGAGGAUACCUACCAGAAUGCUGAAAUUUGUUUCUUGGAUAUCCACAACAUCCAUGUCAUGAGAGAAAGCUUACGUAAGCUGAAAGAUAUCUGUUUUCCUAGCAUCGAUGAGCAUCAUUGGCUUGCUAACCUAGAGGCUACACACUGGUUGGAACAUGUUAAGAUGGUUUUAGCUGGCGCUGUGCGAAUCGCCGAGCGUGUCGAGAGCCAGAAGACAUCUGUGGUGGUCCACUGCAGUGAUGGCUGGGACAGGACGGCCCAGCUGACAGCCCUUGCUAUGCUACUCCUAGAUCCAUUCUAUCGCACCAUCAGAGGCUUUGAGGUGCUCAUAGAGAAGGAAUGGUUAGCAUUUGGACAUAAGAUGGCACAACGCCAUGGUCAUGGAGACAAGAACUAUACUGAUGCAGACAGGUCCCCAAUCUUCCAACAAUUCAUUGAUAGUGUAUGGCAAGUUACACGACAGUUUCCUAAUGCUUUUGAAUUCAAUGAACACUUUUUGAUCACCAUACUGGAUCACCUGUACAGCUGUCUCUUUGGAACGUUCCUCUUUAACUGUGAGAGGGAGAGAGUCAAAGAACAAGUGAAAACCAAGACGGUGUCACUGUGGUCUUAUAUCAACAGCAGUAUGGAGGAGUUCAUUAACCCAAUGUAUGCCAGCUAUAUGCAUCAACAUGUCCUCUUUCCUGUGGCCAGUAUGAGGAGGAUUGAACUGUGGACCUCCUACUACAUCAGAUGGAACCCACGCAUGAAACCACAGGAGCCAGUACACCAGAGGAACAAGGAGCUCCUGGAGCUACGAGCCCAGCUCCAGCGACAGGUGGAGGAGCUGCAGAAGGAGAUAGAGGCCAGGGAUCUAGGACUCCAGUCCACUCCAGGGGGAACGUCCUCACCGCCGAAGGUCACCAGUCCAGUCAAUGCCUGAGACAACUCCAGGGGGUUAUUUCUUACAGCAGUUCAGAAAGUUGUGCAUGAAUUGACGAGCAUUUAGACUAUUGCAAGCCUGAUGUUGAUCAACAAAUAACACUUAUUGCUACUACAAUGGUCAGUCACUGAAGAGGUAUGCCCGAUUGGAUUGUAGGCAUGAGAAAACGUUCUUCUGCACCAGCAACUACAUGUAUGUGCAUACCAUCUAGGACGAAGGUCUGAUAAAGCUUGCAGCCUUGCGAGUGAAGGCUUAUGCUUAAGCGGGUACACUUUUGUGAUUGGGAAGAAAGAAAGUUUUCCUAUGUUACAGAAAGUUUUUGAUUCAAUUUGAAUAACAUGAUGAGAAAAAGUGUGAAUUUUGUAUACGAUAAAGACUCUCUAGACUUUAGACUCUCAUUUUGGCACCUCGUAUUCUAGUCUGUCGUAACAUCGCUCUUAAGUUUACAAAUAACUCCAUGAAACACCACUUCUGUUUGAUUUUGUCAAAGGUUUGUGGUGAUUGCUCGACUUUGACGAGUAUACAGUGCUAUAAGGCAUUGAGGGAGUUGAUGCAAUUAUGUCCUUCGAUAGCUUUUGCUUUCUAUGAAUACAUGGUAAAGAUCACUGAGCAGAAGUUGUUUUGCUGGUAAGGUUUCAUGUAGUGUUUGGUCUGAGGCUUUGUUUAUGAAACUUCUUUUUUCGAGAACAAAUUUGACAGAAUGUCGUUUAUCAAUUUGGAGCUUAUAUUAAAGCUCAUACGGCCUUGAGGAGUGACGAAUAUAGUAACAUUAUUAUAAUUGAAUAAGCAAUUGUUUUGAUCAAGUACAUAUUAGCAUUGACCAUUAUUUAUAGUUAUGUACAGAAAAGAAUAUAGUGCUAUUUGUUGUUGAAAUUCUUUCCUAGUUCUAGAUGAUGCAGUUUUGACCUUAUUUCCUCAAGUAUUGUAUCCAAAUAUCAUUGAUAUGAUUUAUGAAUACCUGUAUAUAAAACAUAGAAUUUGAGAGAGUAAAUUGUUUUAUUUAAAAUCCAAAAUGUUAUUCAACCUUUGUUAUUAGGGGAAGCAAGCAAAUUGUAACUUGUACAUUUUACCUUUUCUACAUUUUCACUUUGCUAUGUAGUAAUAUUUUUAUGUGUGCAAACAAGUGUUCUCUUACUUGCUAUCAUUGCAAUGAGGCUUUGAAGACCUUUUAGGUUUGUAUGAAGAUAUUGGGGCUACUUGUAUGCAAUGUAAAUAACUCAGUGUAUCAAAAUUAUUUUUGAGGUUUUUCUUGAUUCAUUUUGAAAGAGUUGUUGCUCUAUGACAGGAUUACUUAAUGUAUUGUAUGAAAUGUGAGAAAAACUAGCAUCAUUAUAGACUUUCAAAGCGAAGUUGAAGUCUUUUAUAAGGUUAUUAGUUUUCACCCAUGAACCCAAAUUCUUUUUUUCUUGUAGUGUAUCUUAGAAGAAUAUAGCUGUCUUAAAAAUAUUAAAGGAACAAGCUGAUGAAUUCUUAUCCCUACUUAGCCUAAUUUUGUGUAAUAUAAGAAAAAGGAGAGUGGCAACUAUACAUCAUCAGCUCACCUAUUCAUGAUGGGAAAUUUUAUUUCAUUUAUAUUUUCAGCCCGCAGGAUCCAUUUUAAUACAAGAUCUUGUUUUGUUGCCCAUUUCCUAGCAUGUCCCAUAAAAAAUUAUUUUAUUAUCCUUAUGUUCAUAUUAAUGUCGGCUUUCAUGGGCAGCAUGUUGGUGCUCACCUCACCCAGUUUGGGAAGACUGUAAAUACAGUGUAUGUUGUAAAUUCCACACUUAUCCACGAUGAAAUGGAAUUAGCAUGUUAGAAGCUUGUAAGAUUACUGCUGAAAGCUCUGACUUUGGGGAUAUUUUACUGCUUUGUCAGCUAAAAUUUGUUAGCAUAAUUUUUCUUUUGUGGAUUAUUUGGAUAAAAUAAUUACUUGAGAAAAUUAAGGGCUGUAUUUAACUAUUUUUGGAACACUUGAUGGUUUGAAGUGAUAUCUCUAAAUUAUCUACUGAGAGGAAUUUUUAUGCAAUAUGAAUAGAGUCCCAAAAAUUUGAAUUCUAGCUGACGCAGUACUCUCCAGUUUUAAUUACACCCUUAAUUAGCAUAACAUGAUUUAGGGUCGAAAACUCAGCCCCACUGGCAUUACCGUUUCAUGCUGGCGAAAAAUGGCCAACACAAAUAGGAAAUAAAACCAGGAUACAGUGAAAAUGUUAGAGGUUAGGCAUGUUGUAUAGUCUCGUGUUGUACAUGGCUGUAUGUUUGAUGAUGUCAUGAUGUUGGUUACAUGUGUCACUAUAUCCUGGCCUUGUGUGCUCGUCUGCCUCCAAACUAGGAUUAGGUGAGCCUCUCUUAUAUACCGGUAAAGAGUAUAGGUGGUUUGGUCCACAGUUGGGGAAAUCUGAUCAUGUCUGCAGGCUAUUGAUGAGUUUUAUGACCAAUGAGUUGUCAGCCUAUUAUUGAGGUUUCAUGCAUAUUCAGAUUCUUUAGCCUACCUAUUCAUUCACCACAGUAUUUAGCUCAGUAAGGCAUUCUUUUCAUGUAAAACUGUUAUAUUUACAUCACAAUAGUUUCUGAAUGUGAAUGAAUGUGCAAAUCCUCUGUAGAAUUUAAAUGAUUGAGUCUGUGGGGGAUGAGUGUACCGUUUAACUUUCUUCAUUGUAGGAUGAUGGGUCAGAUACAUAAAAGGCAGAAUUUACUUUGUAUGCAUAUUGAAUAAUAGUGAAACUCGUAUUAAUUUCCGGAUAUGGUGUCAAACGUAAAGAUCUCCCGACAUAAAAAUACAGAAUAAUUUCUGUUGAUGUGUGCGAGUCUUUACUUCGCCAAAUCUUGUUCUGCUGGGUUUAGAUGAGCAUCAUAUAAUUUCAAUUUUCUUGCAUUUAUCUGCAGUUUUCGAAGCCCUGCCCCAUUAAAAUAUUACCCAGCUUGAGAAAUUCAAAGUUCAAUUAAAAACCCACCUCUUUCAGAAUGUUUAAUUUAGUCACAUGUAGGUCCAAUCCAUGUUUGAUAUUCUUUGAUCUUAUUCUAACCACAUUUCUCGUGUUCCUCACGCAUAGAGACUUGUUGGUGUUAUGCGUAUCUCAGAAUUGUACUAUUAUUAUUAAAAUUCAGUAAAAGCAAUGCAACUAGUCUACACACAAAAGCAGUAACUAAAUGACAGUUUGAAUGGUUGCUAUGCCCCUAGUGUUGUUUGAAGACUUGUGAUUGCUAAUGGCAUGUUGCAUAGCAUUGUGUAUUGUUAUGCUUAUUUCUGCCUCCUAUGACAUCACAAGAGUAAAAAGGGAUAAAGUGGAUUCUAAUGGGGCGGGGCAAGUAUACUGCAGAUGAAUGCAAGAAAAAUUAAAUAAUCUAUAUUGAAAUUAUAUGAUGCACAUUUAAACUCAAAAGACUCGUACACAUAAACUGAAGAUUACAUGGAUCAAGUGCACGUUAUUGAGCUCCAAAUGCAAAUCUUUUAUGCAUAUGAUUCUAGCGAAUAAUUGCUCAAUUUCAUUGUAUCAAGCAAGUGGAAUUGAUAUUUUUUUCGCCUCUCAAUUUUACUUGGUCUUUAUUAAUAUUGUUCCUUCCACUUCCACAAAAAAAGGAAUUCAACAUGUAACGGGUUAUGUUGACGAGCAAGCAUGUUAAUAUGAGCUAAAAAAAAUUUACCUAGAUUCAACACUUGCCUCCCCCC